Molecule: messenger RNA, 698 nt
Organism: Suncus etruscus (white-toothed pygmy shrew)
Lineage: Eukaryota; Metazoa; Chordata; Mammalia; Eulipotyphla; Soricidae
Product: CDGSH iron-sulfur domain-containing protein 2
Exons: 1
Coding region: 29-436 (135 amino acids)
Biological process (GO): regulation of autophagy; autophagy of mitochondrion
Cellular component (GO): mitochondrial outer membrane; intracellular membrane-bounded organelle
Molecular function (GO): 2 iron, 2 sulfur cluster binding
Source: RefSeq, a predicted model, not a curated record
GCGGCCGGGCGGCGAGGACCGCGCCAGGAUGGUGCUGGACAGCGUGGCGCGCAUCGUCAAGGUGCAGCUGCCCGCCUACCUGCGGCGGCUGCCCGUGCCCGACAGCGUCGCCGGCUUCGCGCGCCUCACAGUUGCAGAAUGGCUCCGGCUAUUGCCUUUUCUUGGUGUGUUGGCACUGCUCGGCUACCUGGCCGUCCGGCCAUUCCUCCCCAAAAAGAAGCAGCAGAAGGACAGCUUGAUCAACCUUAAAAUCCAGAAAGAAAACCCUAAAGUUGUCAAUGAGAUCAACAUCGAAGACCUGUGUCUCACCAAGGCAGCAUAUUGUCGCUGCUGGCGCUCCAAGACGUUUCCUGCCUGUGAUGGGUCUCACAACAAGCACAAUGAGCUGACAGGCGAUAACGUGGGCCCGCUGAUCCUGAAGAAAAAGGAAGUGUAGCCAAGUUGUCCCACGGAACUGUGCACCAGGGCAGGCUCCUUCCACAUGUCCAGGAAAAAUUUCCCAUGACAGUCUUGAUCAUUGCUGCUGGCUAGUAAUUAAUUAUGCCUCUUCAUUUUCUUUCUGCACUACCAUUUAUAUUUGAUAAUUUGUAUAGUCAAGAAGUCCUUAAUAGAGGAAUUAAAUUGUAUACUCCUUUUAUUCCCACACCCAAGAAUUAGCAAAUAGUCUUGCAAUAAAACCAACAGAUCCAAAGCAGUUU